Molecule: messenger RNA, 2018 nt
Organism: Pistacia vera
Lineage: Eukaryota; Viridiplantae; Streptophyta; Magnoliopsida; Sapindales; Anacardiaceae
Product: GDSL esterase/lipase 5-like
Exons: 5
Coding region: 190-1308 (372 amino acids)
Molecular function (GO): hydrolase activity, acting on ester bonds
Source: RefSeq, a predicted model, not a curated record
CAUGCAUUUUGUUGGAUCGAGCUGACUAUUCCAAACCUUGCAUUGCAUAUAAACUUUAUUGUCUUCUCUUGUUAAUCUUCAAUCAUUCAAAGCAAGUAGAGAAAAAGUUAUUAAACAUAUGGGGUCAGUUGCAUAUUUCAAAUAUUGAGUGCUUAAAUGUAUCAAGUUUGGUGAAGAAGCUGGACACUCAUGGCAAGGCCAACCUCUCUCUUCUUCUUCUUUCUUGGUUUAGUCUUCAUUUUAGCAACUUGCAGGGCUAAAUCUGUGCAUCAUGUGAAGAAACAGAAACCCGCCGCCUUCUUCAUCUUCGGUGACUCUUUUCUGGAUGCAGGCAACAACAAUUACAUCAACACCACAACUCUUGACCAAUCGAAUUUUUGGCCUUAUGGAGAAACCUUUUUCAAGUUCCCUACAGGAAGAUUUUCUGAUGGGCGUUUGAUUUCUGAUUUCAUAGCACAAUAUGCUGGCUUGCCAUUGAUUCCACCUUUUCUUCAACCUGGCAUUCAUCAAUACUAUCAUGGGGUGAAUUUUGCAUCAGCUGGAGCUGGUGCUCUAGUUGAGACUUUUAAAGGGGAUGUGAUUAAUCUGGAAACACAGCUUAGCUACUACAAGAAGGUGGUGAGUUGGUUGAGAGACAAAUUAGGCAAUGAUGAAGGGAAGAUGAUAUUAUCAAAAGCUGUAUUUUUGUUUAGCAUUGGAAGCAAUGAUUACACUAGCCCUUUCUUGACCAAUUCCACCAUACUAAACUCCUUCUCAGAGUCCCGGUAUGUUGGGAUGGUGAUUGGCAACCUAACAACAAUUCUCAAAGAAAUUUAUAAGAGUGGAGGCAGAAAAUUUGCAUUCAUCAAUUUGCCACCCUUAGGUUGUUUUCCAACAAUCAGAAUACUCAAACCAGAAACCAAUGGCAGCUGCUUAGGGAAAGUUUCAUCACUAGCAAAACUGCAUAACAAAGCUUUGUCCAAGCUCCUCUAUAAUUUGGAGAAACAAUCAAAGGGGUUCAAGUAUUCACUAUUUGACUUGAACAGCCGCCUCAGAAAAAGAAUGAAACAUCCCUCCAAGUAUGGGUUCAAGGAAGGAGAAGCAGCAUGCUGUGGAACAGGGCAGUUUGGAGGAGUUUUUAGCUGUGGAGGGAAGAGGAUAGUGAAGGAAUUUGAGCUAUGUGAGAAUCCAAAUAAAUAUUUGUUUUGGGACUCACUUCAUCUCACUGAAAUGGCCAACAGACAGUUAGCAGAGGCAAUGUGGAAUGGCACAACAAACUCUCAUCUUGUUGGGCCUUACAGUCUCAAGAAACUUUUCAAAAUUUCUUAAUACAUAGUCAUUGAUUUGCAUAUACAAAAUCAAGUAGAAUGCUUCUCUUUUAUAGUAAUUUAAAUAAAUUUAAAUGGAAGGCUUGGAAAUUGGGCUUCCUGGCUACCCAGCGCCCUUGGGCCUAAGCUUCAAAGAUCAACUUCCAAACAAAUUAAUGAAAGCAUUAUGCAAAUUUCUGGCUUCAACUUUCCUACUGGGAGAUUUUCUGAUGGGCGAAUAAAUGACAGAUUUCAUUGGUAUAUACGAACUUUGUUUCACUUUUUCUUCACAAAAUUACAGGUGAUAGAGAUAGACCUUGAAAUUCAGCUAAGUUAUUUCAAGAUUGUGGAGAAGCAGGACCCAAAACAUUGUUAUCCAAAUCUGUUUACUUGAAAUAAGCAGAUUUCUAAAGCAUAUUUGUGAUUUGUCUGAGUCUUUUAAAUCUGAGAACUCAAUUUAUCCAAGCAUCCAUCUUGCUGCCCAAGUUUCAGCAGAUUACUUAUACAGCAUAGUCAAUUGCAUGAUUUCACGAAGUAUACUAUGUCAAAUAAGCUUGUUCAAUAGAAAAGUAUAUCAGCAGUCUUUUUCCACUGGAAUUUUUUUUUCAGAUGCUCUAGUUUUCUUUCAAGGUUGCGGUUUUAUCAGGACUUUUGUAAGAAAUGCAGAAACUUCCAAGCCUGAAGCCACUAAUUUGACUGAUAUUAAUUAAAAAUUCAAUCCUCGGAGUUGAU